Messenger RNA from Chrysoperla carnea, 761 nucleotides. RefSeq lists its product as uncharacterized. Lineage: Eukaryota; Metazoa; Arthropoda; Insecta; Neuroptera; Chrysopidae. The coding region runs from base 98 to 547 and encodes 149 amino acids. The transcript has 3 exons. The record is from RefSeq and is a predicted model, not a curated record.
CUGUGUCGGAAACUGAUUUAACAAUUGCACCGAAAAUAGUGAUUAGAAUUUGAAGUGUAUAAUAAUUCAAUCAGAAAAAAUUUUUGAAACUUUCAAAAUGGAAGAAAAAGGUUCUUAUAAAUCGUAUGAAGGGCGUGUAAUUUUAUGUGAAAAUCAACAAUGGAUGCUAGAUAAAGUAUUAAUGAAAAUCAUUAUCGAUUUAUUCAACAAUAAUUUUGAAAAUAUUCCAAAUAUAAGAAUGUCCACGUCGACAUCAAUAAAUAUUCCAUACCGAGCACCUUUCAAACAAAAUAAACGUUUUCCAGAAACUGGAAAAUAUGCACGAAUUGGUGUUGGUUCGGUUUGGUUUACUUUAUUUAGUGUUCUCAUUAAAAUUAAAAAAGAAGUUUCGAAUUCAUUAUUUCAACGUGAAAUUGAGAUGCCAAAGAUGAUUAUUGGGGAAAUGAUGGAAAAAUUUUAUGAAGAGGAAGACAUGUUUAAUCGUGAAUCGUUUGAGAAAACUAUGAAUAUUCAAUGGAAUAAUGCUGACACUUCGAAAACAUCAUAAUUUUAUAAUCUUUUUUACAGUGGAAUCGAAGAAUUUGGGAAAAAAGUACUCCGGAUUUUUCUUGCCACUUAUCGAUUAAUUAUCACGAAGAAUUUCUAAAUUUAUUGAAUGAUAAUAAGAAAAAAUAAUUUACUUAAUUUUUGAAAACUAAAAUAUUUUUGGGAAGUUUAUUUAGUUCAGUUCCAUGCAAUUUAAUAAUUAAUUAUCCACUAUG